This is a messenger RNA of Cokeromyces recurvatus, 5302 nucleotides long. RefSeq lists its product as uncharacterized. Bases 54 to 5237 code for a protein of 1727 amino acids. The transcript is spliced from 10 exons. Gene Ontology annotation, molecular function: protein binding. Lineage: Eukaryota; Fungi; Mucoromycota; Mucoromycetes; Mucorales; Mucoraceae. Gene Ontology annotation, biological process: magnesium ion homeostasis. Gene Ontology annotation, cellular component: intracellular membrane-bounded organelle. The record is from RefSeq and is a predicted model, not a curated record.
UUUUAAUGGCUUUUUAUCUUUUUUAUUAUUAUUGUAUUGUAGUUAAAUAAAAAAUGUCAAAUCAACAAAAGCAACGAGAUGCAUUCAGCUUAACAUCUAUAUACCAAGCUCUUCAAAACCCAAAAUCGACAAUUGCAACUCGUUCGAUGACCAAUCUUCAAAAUGCUUCAAUAAAGGAAAUCGAUUAUACCCUACGAAAAAUUCACAGUUACGUUAAGCAUAAAAAAGAACAGUGGCCAGAACGAAGAUUGGUACGAUGUCUUGAUUAUAUCUUUAUUUAUAGUGUAAAACCACAGUUGGAAGAACGAAUGCAACUGCCUUCAUUUAAAGCCAAUGUGCGAUGGAUUCUUGACAUGUUGCAAAAUACAACAAGCGAUCAACAGCAAGAUGUUGAGACUGUGAUGACAUUACAACUACAGUCUGCUAUAAAAUUUUUUUGCGGCUUGUCCGAAUCAGUCUCUUCUCAACUCUCUCCAGACUCUUCAGCAUUAAUAAGUUUUAAGGCAGAUAUAAAGCAUCGAGAAGGCAUUCAAUCCUUAUUGAUAUUGUCCCAGUCAUCCAUACAAUCGAUUCGUAUUUACUGUAUACGUGCCUUGAUGGCUCAAUUAAAGUACUUUACUAAAGAAAUGACCAACUUGAAUACCUUUGAGAUUUUAUCUCGGUUACUUCUAGAGAUACCCAGUUUAUUAAAUACAAUAUCAAUACGACCACCUGUUACUGAUAUUGCCCAGAGGCGUGUUGAAUUAGAUCAUAGUAUAAUGGCAUGUCGUUUAUUAGAAUCUAUAUUUAAAUAUGAGCCUCUAUCGCAGCCCUCAGAAAGUAGAUUAGCCUUUGCAGAAUCAGAUAUGUUUCAACAACUUGUAAACGUUUGGCAAGCAGCCUGUCAUUACGACUAUCAAUCAGGACUUGUCAUAGCAUUAGACGAUGAAGGAUUAAAACAGACUAAUAAAACAAGCAUAAAAAAUUUAAGUGCACUCGUUUAUUCACUCACAAUCAUUAUACAAAGAUGUACUCAUGUUUCAAAGAAAGCUGCAAGCUGCGUUGCCGAGGCGCAAAUAAGAGCAAAAUGGCAACCUUUACUUGCACUUUGUAUGCAAACCUGGAUCUGUGGUACCUGCUGCAUAACAACAACAACAACAACAAGGAAUUCAUUUACACCUGCUAUGCUGGAUAAAGAAAAAAGUAUAAUGAAAAAAUUGAUACAAAUCUCAUUAGAUAUUGUAUCUGUACUUCAAUGUCAUAUGCAUUGGUUGGCGUACGUUGAUCAAAUGAUUUUGGAUUUGACAAAUUUUGUUAUGUCCUAUGUCUCGCAGCCUAUCUUACCUGAACAAGCCAGUAUGGUGGGUACUACCUCUACUCUAAUCCAUACAGAUCUUUGUAUUGAUGUAGAAGAAAGAGGUUAUCAGCUUGAUGGUACACAUCUUGAGAUGCAUCAAGACCUUUUCGUACUCAUAUUAGAGUCCUUUAUUCAGCAUGUCCAAAUUGCCUCAUCUGAUGUGAUAAAAAGAGUAUCAAGUCGUGUUGCUUGGUGUUUAAAGUCUAUCCUUACCAUUCUGCUUAAUGUAAAUCAACUUGAGAUGUCUGUAUUACGUUCACGUGUACUUCGACUUAUUGUUUUCUUUUUACAUUAUGAUGAAGCUAUUAGUGUCCUUGCAACCUCAACUACAAAUAUUACUCAUCUUGUUUGGGGCCCCACCAUUGACAUGGCUAAACAAGGGCUCAUGACUAUCUCUUCCUGUCUAUCGCCAGCAGCGGAAUUAACAGCUGCACAAUCAGUCACUGUCUAUAAGGCAAAACGAGCAUUUAUAGCCCUUGAAAUGAUCUUGAGGCAUCCUCGUGCCUGUGAGCGUCUCGUCGAUUGUGAUGUCCUCCAACUUGUAAAUAUUUCUUUUAUUCCUCAAGGUCAACUAUUGGAAAAAUCGCGUUCGUUGCUUGUUGUCUAUGCUCUCUUUGGGAAGUUUAUCGCUGCCUUAUCUCGACGUACAGCCUUUGUACGUAACAAGUUGCGAGAUGAAUGUAGCUUAUUUCCUGUAGUGAUGAAAUUGCUUCAUGAAGCAAUCGAGUGUAAAGAAAAUCGUCGUAGAGCAUCAUUACAUUCAGAAAAAGAAAACGACCGGAUUAUGAUGGGUUGGAAUCAUAUUAUAUCGAGUUGUUUGAUGGUAGUAAGUUCGUUUCAAUAUGAUGAAGCAUCUAUGCGUCUAUGGCUCUCAUGGGGAAAUAACGAUGAUACUCCCCCCUCACAAAAGAAACUUUCUAUCCUUCCUUAUGUUCUAGCAGUUUUGUUUCCAUGGAGAUAUAAAGCACCUGAAAAGAUAGCAAGUGAGUUGGAAACGCAUACGUAUUUGAAAUCCGACUAUCAAGUGAUGCUACUAGCAGCACAGGUAUUAGAUCAACUAUCGUCUAUUCCACUUUGUGGUCGACAAAUGAUUAUGGAUAAAUCAUCAUUACCGAAUCUAAGUAAAAUAAUGGUUGCCUUGAAUCCUGUUCAUUUCCAUCAUCCUCCAUCCACAACGACUCCUUUGUUGUCUUCUAAUAAUGAAAUGAUGGAUGAAUCCAUACAACAAGUCUUAUCAGCGAUUCUAAGUAUUGAAGAUGAUGCAAAUAAACCUCCACAACUCCUUUCUUCUACCACGAAUGAGCCAUUUCUUCUAAAGAGGACAAAUAGAGAAGAACUUCAGUUUCAAUUUACAGAUUGUCUGAGACGAAGUGCAAUCCGUCUGUUAAGUUCAAAUGACAAUACGCAAUUCAUUAUCUUGAGUGAUGCCUUUACGUCCUUCUUUGAGCCCAUGCUGAAGCAUCCUAGUCGAGGUACAAGCCAUGAAUACUGGCGUCAUAUCCUUUGUACUGAGCUACAUGACAAAAGGAUGCAAGAUUUUAAGAAACUUUAUAAAUUUACAGCAGCAGAAGAAGAGAAUACAAUUAAACUUCACGAAUUUAGUGCAGUUGCUGUAGGAUAUGCAACUGUAGGUGUCUUAAGUGACGAAGAAUGGAAUCAGACGUUGGGACUAACCGUUUUAGAAAACAGUAUCGUUAGUACCAACCACGUCUUUGCCAUCUUUUGUCAAAUGUUAUUGUAUGAACUUGAAUAUAAGGAAGAUAGUACGAUGAUGAGUGAUGAUAAUUCUUUACUGACUUUAGUCACACCAUUUCGGCGACACGCAGCUGCACAAAUGAUUGAGACGUUAGCAUUCGAAUUUGAAGAUAUUUGGCGUAUAGAAACAGAGACGAUUCAAAAGAAUGCUCAGAUUCAACCCGAUAUACUUGGGCUUGCUGAACCCAAGGAAAUAGUUUCAUUCAUUACAGAUGAUGCGCCGCCUAAUACAUAUAUCUCUGGUAAUCGACAAUUAUUACGAGCGAGAUCUGUGAUCUUUGAGGCACUUUUAAGCACAGAUUAUGCGGAGUCAACAAUGGCAGCGAUUCCGUUACACGAUGUAACCUUUUGUGGUCUAAAACACUUUAUUAGAAUUAUUCACCAAUUAAAUGAGGUAAACAUGAAGGAUGAGAUAGUUCAAGUCUUGGAUCCUUCUAUGACUUGGAAGGAUAUUAUUGAUUUAUUGCACAUAUCAGAUCAAUUUGGAGCAGCAGAUGUCAAACAGUUGUGCGAGUAUUGGAUAUUAGAAAAGGUAAAACAUUUAAACGAUAAUAAGCAAGAAGAACGAGUUGUUUGUCUUGAAGGUAUGAUAGACUUAUAUCGCUUAUGUCGGGAUCCAAUUGAAAAAGAUGGUGGUAUUACUUCAGAUACGUGGCCAUUUGCUACCGUACUAAGAGAAAGUUUAAAAGCAAUCAUUCAAUACAUGACAGAAUCAAGUCAAAUAAGCUCUAUACGAGCUAUUGUUUUAUCUACAGUUUCUUUAACCUCUAGUAUUUAUGGACAUCCUUUAGGUGUAUAUACCCAAAACGAAGCUGAAAAAGUGGAAGUAGAACCAAGUAUUGAUUAUGGUUCAGCAAAGUUUUAUGAAAAAUUAGUUGUUAUUAUGGCCCUUGUCCUUUUAGGUGGUGUAUUUGCAGGUCUUACUUUGGGUUUAAUGGGUUUAGAUGAAACCAAUUUGCAAGUACUUAUUCAAUCUGGUACUGAUACAGAAAAGAAAUAUGCCAAAAAGGUGAUGAAAUUACUCAAUCGUGGCAAGCAUUGGGUCUUGGUUACUUUAUUAUUAUCCAAUGUUAUUGUCAAUGAAACGCUGCCUAUUAUUUUGGAUGAAGUAUUAGGUGGUGGCUGGAAAGCAAUUGUUAUUGCUACUGCAUUAAUUGUUAUUUUUGGAGAAGUUAUUCCACAAUCUAUUUGCGUACGUUAUGGUUUAGCCAUUGGUGCUAGAACUUCUAAAAUGGUUCUUGGAUUGAUGUAUAUUAUGUAUCCUAUUGCUUAUCCUACUGCUUUACUUUUAGACUAUUUCUUGGGCGAAUCACAUGGCACCAUUUAUAAAAAAGCAGGUCUUAAAUCACUUGUUUCACUUCAUCAAUCUGUUAACCCUUCAGACGUGGAUGCACUUACAGAAGAUGAAGUUACUAUUAUUGGUGCUGUUCUUGAUUUAAGAUCAAAGCCAGUAUCACAAAUUAUGACACCUAUUGCUGAUGUAUUUACUCUUUCAACAGAAGAUAUUUUAAAUGAAGAACUGGUAGAUAAGAUCCUUAUAGCCGGCUAUUCACGUAUUCCUGUUCAUUUACCCGGAGAUAACUUAAAUUUUGUUGGUAUGCUUCUUACAAAAAGAUUAAUUACUUAUGAUCCUGAAGAUGCUCUUCCUGUUAAAAAUCUUCAUAUCAGUACUUUACCCGAAACUGGACCUGACACUAGUUGUCUCGAUAUUUUAAACUUUUUCCAAGAAGGCAAAAGCCAUAUGGCUUUGAUUUCGGACGAUCCUGGAUCUCAUGCUGGCGCUUUAGGUGUAAUUACACUUGAAGAUGUUAUUGAGGAACUAAUUGGUGAAGAAAUCAUUGAUGAAACUGAUGUUUAUGUAGAUGUGCAUAAUAAGAUUAGAGUUGUUCGUCGUCAAGUACCUAAUAGAAGGAAUAGUAGAUUAGCUCGUUUAUUAACGGCUCAUAAGCGUCAAAAUCAAAAGAAACCUCCUAGUCGUGAAAAUUCUACUGGCUCUUUGAACAAAAAGAUCAUUGAACCUUCUGUAAAACCCGUUUAUGGUUCAAUUCAAGAAUCUACUACUUUAUCAACCUCACCUGAACACCACGCACCUAAUACACUUUUUAAUAAUAAUGAAAAUCAGCCCCUUUUAAACCACAAAGAUUAAUUGUUUAUAACAAUAAAAAGUAACAGAGUAUAUUCAUAUUUUUUUGCCCAAAAAAAAAAGAAAAA